AUGAAAAACAAGGAUAAGUCCAGUAAGCCGUCGUCAGCUGGUCGUGUGGCCGGCAAAGGCUUGUCCAUGAAAUGGUCGUCAUACUAUAACGCUGGUGGGCGAAAGGAGAGAAAUACCAACUUGGUAAGCCAGUCGCGCGACGUUGAAGAACUCAAGGCAAAAGUGGCGCGGAUUCCGGAGAUGGUCCGAGAGCUAGUGCAACACCAAGUGGGAGGGGUGAUCACCGCCAUUGUGCCUACCUUGAUUGAGGGGCUGCAGGCGUGGAUUGCGGGCGGCCAACAGGGGCUGCCCCAGAUUCCCAGCUUCACGGCCAGCAACUCGCACAACGCGCAGGCGACGCCAUUGGUGUCUCCGGCGCAGGCGCCAUUGGUUCCGGACGACGACGAUGACGACGAUGGUACAUUUACCAAGGUCGAUAAGUACUUUGCCGAACAUGGGUACGGUGAGGAAUUCUUGGGGCCUCCUUCUCAAGAACCCAACCCUGUAAAAGACGACCGCGUUCUAGCUGGUACCACGGAGAAACCCAAUUGCAACAGGCCUUGUCUGGCGUUUAGUUUUGAGGAGACGCCUCCAGCUGCCGCCUUCACCGAGCCUCAUAUAGACGAGCCGGCACUGAGUACGAUCCGUGCUCUGGACGGGCCACCUUCACCUAAGGAUAUCUCGAGGAGGGUGCAUGUGGCGGGUAGGCCGAUGCUACCGACUAAUCUACUCAAUGCUGCAACCGGUGCUAUGCGGAGUCUGCAUGACAGUGUUCUUUGUUUGGAGAAGCGGCGUCUCUCCGAGAAUAAUGUGGCAUACCCGGUUUUCGUGGCCAAGGUGCCAGAGGGCAAGGGCUUUGUCGAUAGCGCCAUCGGGGGUAUGAUCGUCCUGCGGUUUGCUGACAUCUUCGCUAUGUUUAACCUUCAUCCGCUGCAAUACACCUUCGUUCGGCUAUUUUCGCUGAGUAUGGAGAUGCGGAUCAUUAGAGACAAGACCCCGGACCUAGUGAUAGUCGACCCCUUCUAUAUGCGUGCCAAGAUCAUUGGCAGCGCUAGGGACCGGCAAGUCGCGAGUUCUUACCUCGAAGGCGUCAUUCUGGGAAACUCAGAAAAGGAUAACUUCCUCGUGCCUUACUUUUCCUGUGACACACGUUGCACACUCAUCCUCUUAAGCCUGAAAUAUUCCACGGCCACGUAUUUCAACUCGGACCGUCAGUCAAAAAAAGACUACACAAAUAUCAAGAAAGUUCUUGAUGAAGCUCUUCCCGGCUACGCCAUAUCUGGAGGC
Messenger RNA from Hordeum vulgare subsp. vulgare (domesticated barley), 1266 nucleotides. RefSeq lists its product as uncharacterized. The annotation marks the transcript as partial. The record is from RefSeq and is a predicted model, not a curated record. NCBI's taxonomy places the organism in Eukaryota, Viridiplantae, Streptophyta, Magnoliopsida, Poales, Poaceae. The transcript has 4 exons.